Ctenocephalides felis (cat flea) is the source of this 1926-nucleotide messenger RNA. Its product is annotated as alanine--glyoxylate aminotransferase 2, mitochondrial-like. Lineage: Eukaryota; Metazoa; Arthropoda; Insecta; Siphonaptera; Pulicidae. The transcript has 10 exons. Gene Ontology annotation, biological process: glyoxylate catabolic process. Gene Ontology annotation, cellular component: mitochondrion. The record is from RefSeq and is a predicted model, not a curated record. The coding region runs from base 1 to 1668 and encodes 555 amino acids. Gene Ontology annotation, molecular function: L-alanine:glyoxylate transaminase activity; pyridoxal phosphate binding.
AUGACCAAGUGUGUUUUGACGAUGUAUUAUGUACUUUUGCUAUUAUGGGAAUACUAUGACCUUUAUAUGUCACGAAUUGCCCCCGAGAAUGAGAAGAUCACUCUCUCUCUUGGAUCUUCGCAAUAUAAUGUGCAUUGCUUUGUUCGGAGCUAUGGCACAAAAGAUGAAAAAAGUCCUAAAACGAAAACUGAGAAAAAAGAUAAAAAGGAGCAGAAAUAUAGACAAACCUCAUUACCACAUUGUGAUGUAAACCCUCGAAAAUAUGGGGGUCCUGAUUUGGACGCCGUGAAGAAAAUAAGAUCGAGCAAAGUAGUACCUUUACCAUUGCUUUACAAAGAACCUGUACUUUUGCAUCAGGGUUUUAUGCAAUAUUUAUUCGAUUAUAAAGGUAAACGAUAUCUAGACCUCUAUGCAGGCAUUUCGACUAUGAACAUCGGGCAUUCAAAUCCUAAAUUUAUAAAAUGUAUGUAUGAAAACAUCUCUACCAUUCAUCAUACAAACAGUAUGUACUUGCACGAACAUUAUCACACUUACGGAGAAAAGAUGUUGAAGAGGCUUGGCAAGACUUUUACAAAGUUUUAUUUCAACACGACAUCGAGCGAAUCUAUUGAGGUAGCAUUGUUGUUGGCUCGUCUUCAUACAGGUAACAAAGAUGUGAUAGUACUUCAUAACAGUUACCACGGAGUAUCUUACACAACUAGUGGUUUGACGUCGAACAAAUACUACAAAUAUAUUGAGCCGGAGUCCCAAGCCGUUUUGCAUUCGAUGGUGCCAGACCCUUAUAGAGGUUUAUGGGGCGGAGAAAAAUGUCGAAAUUCCCUAAGCCAAGUAAAACACAGAAAGUGCAAGUGUCCAGAAAACAAAUGCAAAGCAACAGACUAUUAUUACAAUCAGCUGGAGGAAUUAUUUCGACAUUCCAUGGCGGCGAAAGGUAUUGCAGCCCUGCUCAUUGAACCCAUACAGGCCAACGGCGUGACGCAGUAUACUAAAGGCUACUUGAAGAAAGCUGCAGAAUUGGUCAGAGCCAAAGGCGGAGUUGUUAUCGUCGAUGAAACUCAUACAGGCUUCGGGCGUACAGGCGAUCUUUUCUGCUUUCCAUCUGAGUGUAUUGAGCCUGAAAUAGUGGUUACUGGUAAAGGAAUGGGCUCUGGACUCCCGAUUUCGGGAAUUUACACUUGCGACGCCGUAGGAUCAGCCAUUUUUGAGGCUCAUCAUUCUACAACUUUCGGCGGCAACAUAGCUGCAAUGGCUGCUGCACAAGUCACUCUCGAUAUAAUUGAAAUCGACAAACUUGCAUGUAAUGCUGAAAAGGUUGGCGAAUAUUUUCUGAAGGAGCUUGAGAAGAUGUCUAAGGUAUUUCCUUACAUGGGCGACGUACGUGGACGAGGACUUAUGAUAGCAGUUGAACUAAUCGAUUGCAUGAAGUGUGGCGAUAAAAUAACUCGGAGACCAAUGGCGAGAGCAAGUGUAGACAAAAUUUGGGAACAAUUGAAAAACUGCAAUAUAUUGACGGGCCGUGGAGGUAUCGACAAUAAUGUAUUGAUAAUGACUCCGCCAUUGUGUAUCACGAAGCCCGACGUCGACUACGUUCUCUACGUGCUAAAUGAGGCUCUCUACGACCACGCCGAUAGACUUCUUGCCUCAGGAGAUUUCAAGAAUCCAGAUUGAUGACCUAUCCAGAUUUUUCCUGUCUGCAAUAGACCAUCUUGUGUAUGUCCUGAGUUCAGUACCUUACAGUCGAUCAACUCCAACCCAGGCUUUAGGACUGCCUCUAACUUGGCCUUCUACAGUUUCACACAGACUCCACACGCACCUUGAUUGUUUACAAAAACACCUACAAUAUGUUUAAAUAAAGUCAAUACUUUUUAUUCAUUCAAGUCAAGUAUUUCUUGUGAAGAUUUUUUGCAAACUGUUUAAACUGUUUUC